CAACUGUUGUGUGUUUUCGCGUCGUCGUAGCAACCUCUUUCCCAUCAUCCUUUUUUCCUCCCUCCAUUGGAUCUAGUUGCUGCUCAUCCCUUUUCCUGGAAUAUCACGUUAACAGAGAAUAUGGACCAACAAGAUUUCCGUUAAUUCCGCUGUUGGCUUCUCUUUCACACACAGCACACUUUCCCCGACUCCUGUCUGAUUUUCAUCGUGCCUGUUACUAAAGACUGACAGAGAGAUUGUAUCCACCAUGCCCAUGAGAAAGAGAUCGACAGCCUGAAUAAUGUCAUCUUCCAUUGCGGAGCUUCUCACAGCGUCACUGGCAAAAUAAGAACGUCAACGUCAACGAUACAGAUCAACAAUUACCACAACAAAGUAGGAUUCAAUGGCAAGCAAGAGUGACAGUACCAUGGAUGAUAUUUACGCUGGUCAUGUUGCUGCGUUACCACAGCUACCAUCACGCGUCGUCAAGGUAUUCCUCAGUUGCCUUCAAUCAGAUACUGAAAGUGAGAGGGUUGCAUUGCUGCAAGAUGUUUAUCCAGAUCUACAGGAACAUUGUUUGCAGUAUGGACUGGACUUUCAGCUAUUUGAUAUGCAUCAGUAUGGAUCAAAUUCUAUCACCAUAGACCAUGAGACAACAGCUACAAGGAUCCUUGAACUUGAAGAUUCACAUCGCUUAUCACAGGGACCAUUCUUUGUGUCGUUGAUUGGUAGUAAAUAUGGAGAGUGUAUCUUACCUGCUGUCAUAGAAGAGGCUGAAUAUGCUCAUAUUAAAGAUUGUGCAUUUGAAGCCGGUCGUAAUAUCAACCUACUUGAUGAAUGGUACUUGGAAGAUGUCACGAGCACUGAAAAGAAAGUUUAUAGACUACAGCCGAUCUCAAUGAAACUUAAACACUUCUAUGACAUAGGUGUUGAAAAUAAAGAACUCCAAGAAAAAGAUAGAUUACAGUGGAAGAAGACGCAUGAAACGUUACUCGAACUAUUGCAGCAGUGCUCGGAGUACGCGUUUGAUGAAGGUCUGAUAAAUGAAGAUGAGGUGCAUAAAUACUAUAUGUCAGGCUUAGAGACUGAAGUGUCAACCGCCAUAUCACGUUCUGAAGAAUCUGCCAAAAAUUGCCUUUUUGUUUUUCGUAACUUGGAAGACAUACCGCAAAACCUGAACUCCGACCAUCCAGAAUUACCCAAAUAUAUAGACAUGAAGAAACCCAAACAUAAAUUUGAUAAAAAAGCGCAAGACCGUCUGAAGAAGCUGAAGGAGGGAAGGAUCCCUAGUAAAGUGCCGGGAGAGAAUAUUCUUAAUUUCUCUGUGAAGUGGACUGAGAAGGGUAUUGACCCCGAAUUUAGUGCACAUAAAAUGUAUCUGAAAGAUCUAUGCAUGCAAGUUUCUGAAAAGUUGAAAACAUUGAUAGACAGGCGUAUGGCAAGCGAGUGUCAAGAUCCAUUGCGACCAACGAUCGAGGAUAGUAGACAUAUGUUUAAUGAGGUCGUGGAGCAUGUACGUAUGUCUAGCGUGUACUGUCGUGAUUUCGUUGGUCGUGAAACGCUGCUGAGCCAGGUGAAGAACUCUAUACUGUCCAAUAGAAAUGAUUCAGAUCGUGUCAGCCAUCCAAUUGUGUUGGAAGGCAUAGUUGGGUCCGGAAAAUCGGCCACCUUAUCCAUGCUAGCAAAAACAGCCACCUCAUGGCUAGGAGAGAACACAGUAGCAAUCAUACGGUUCACAUGUUUGACUUUAUAUAGCAAGUCUGCUCGUGAUAUCCUUAUUAGCAUUUGCCGACAAAUAUGCAAAGCAUAUAAGAAGAAACUGUCGGACAUUCCUGAAGACUUCGACACCUUGAAAUCGUUUUUUCCAGAUCUUCUUAAUAAAGUUUCAAAUGCAUCACGGCCGUUGUUGAUAAUCAUCGACAACAUAGAGAAUGUACGCAAGGACUUUGAUGCGCAUAAUUUACAAUGGUUGCCCGCAAAUCUCCCGACCAACGUAUUUGUCAUUGUCUCCAUCACCCAUGAUUCCCAACUCAAAGUGACGCUCGAAAAGAAAAUACUCAUCUCGUCAAAUUUCAUUCAAGUUCCUCCACUUACCGAAAAGGAACUGCAACGAAUCAUCAAUCAGUUUUUACAUGCUUGUAAUCGAACACUAACCACAGAGCAACUGAAAUUGUUUGUGAGAGCCGUCCAGAAGAAUUGUCAGCCGCUAUUUGCCAAGUUAUUAUGCCAAGAAACAAAGUUUGUUAAUCCAUCCGGUAAUGGGCGUGAGCCGAUAACUGCUUGCAAGGAAGCUAUACAUAGGAUAUUUCAACACCUUGAGGAGAAAUAUGGCUCCAUUAUUGUUCAACACACAAUCAGGUAUUUAACCGCACCGAACCAUGGCAUUACUGAGAUAGAAAUAUUAGAUUUACUGAGCUGCAAUGAUGAGGUUAUAAACGCUAUCUAUCCAAAUCAAUUGCCGAUGGUUUUACGAUUUCCUCACAGAGUUUGGGCAAACAUCAAGUAUGAUCUUGGUUUAUUGUUGUGUGAAGUCCACAUUGACAACAAAACACUACUGAAGUGGAGUAACGAAAUUCUGAAACAGACAGCAAAAGACCGUUAUCUCUGCACUAAGACGAAUAUCGUCAUAUGUCACCGUGAUUUCUCUGAAUUGUUUCUGCAAACAUGGGUCAAACAGAAGCCGUUGAACCUGCCCAAUAGAGAAGUGGAAGUUGAUGACAACAGGAAAGUUGCUCCUCAGCCGUUACUGUACGGCGAGACUCGGUACAAUAUGAGACGUCUUAGCGAACUCUGGUAUCACCUUAUAUUCUCAGGUGAUCUGAAACGACUGAAAAUGGCCACCUUUUGUAACUUUGAAUACUUGCUAGCCAAGACACACGCCACCUCUAUCUAUCACCUUAUUAGCGAUUUUGACAUCAUGUUUCAACAGACGAUAGAUUCGGAACUGGAAUUAAUAAGUAAUGCCAUACGUCUCUCCUUGGCAGCAUUGAGUGCUGAUCCACUACAACUAGCUGCUGAGCUGAUUGGUCGAUUACUGCCAAUGAAAGAUGAUUACCCAGAGGAUUUAGAAAACCUAGUCCAGCAAGCAAUGGAAUGGUGUGACCUUUAUACUCGUCCUCUUCUGGUUCCAUUAUCGUCAUGGUUACCAAAUCCUAGGGAAUCUCUCGUGACGAGUCUUUCAUGUGAAGGUUUGACUUGGAUGACGGUCACGUUAGAUAACCAGAAUGUGAUCUGUGCAACACGAAGUAAUGCCGUAACUGUUUAUCACAUCGCCUCUAAGCAACGAAUACGCAACUACCACGGACACGAGAGUGAUAUCACAUGCUUGCAGUUAUCGCAUGAUGAAAAGUUCAUCGCUACUGGGUCAACCGAUAAAACAGUUCGGAUGUGGGAUUUAGAGACCGAGAAGAGCCUGUUGACGCUGACAGGUCACAUGGGGUCGGUAACAUGCUUGACAAUAUCCCAUAACGACCAUCGUGUCAUGAGUGGGUCUUCUGAUUGUAUGUUGAACGUUUAUCGAGUUGACACAGGUGAAAAACUUCAUACGUUCAAGGAGCAUUCUAAGCCAAUCACAUCAAUUGCCAUUAAUAGUUAUGACGAUGUGCUCGUAUCAACAGCAGCCGAUACAACCAUUAAGAUUUGGAAUUUGGAUGACUUUACAUUACUGGAAAGCAUUGAAGACUUUUCCUCUUCUAUGAUUUGCAUGGCUCUAUCAGACGACAAUACUUUUAUCGUGUCAGGUUGUGAAAACGGAAAGGUUCAGUUGAACAGCUUGACUACGGGAACUGAAAUACAUUGUCUUGAACGACACAAGCAUAAGGUUUCGGCCAUUACAGUGUCACAUGAUAGUACAUAUGCAAUCGUCGGCACCACGGAUAACAUGGUUCAUGUUUACAACCUGAAAUCAGCCGAACUGUUGCACACGUUCACUGGCCAUACACAUCCAAUUACUUGUUUAUCAGUUACCCAGGAUGACUAUUUUGUGAUCUCAGCAUCGUUUGAUCAAACAGUCAAAGUUUGGAAUCUGGACAAGCAGCCACGGAAUGAACCUAACCCUGAUAAUCAUAAAGACCAGGUUUUAUGUGUAGCUAUCUCUAAAGACGGCACCUAUGCUAUUACUGGGUCCAAAGAUUGCACUCUAAAGAUCUGGAAUUUGGAAAUCAGUCAGAUUGUCCAGUCAUUAGAGGAGCAUGAGAAGCCGGUGACGAGUGUAGAUCUAGCCGAGGACUGUACAUUUGCUGUCUCUGGUUCUGAAGAUGCUACAGUGAAAGUGUGGAGUGUCAUGAUGGGGUUCGUUGUUGUGACGUUUUCUGAGCACCGUGAUAAAAUCACUACCGUCCGUAUCUUAUCUGAUAAUCAACGAAUCCUCUCAGCUGACAUGAAGAACUCGAUAAAAGUUUGGUUUGCUGAAUCCGGUGAAGUGAUCCUAUCCUGUAGUGGUCCGUCAACUUUUGUGACAACGACACCUAGCAGCACGUUCUGUAUCAGCGGCGAUGGUGAUGAGAGAAUGAAGAUUUGGCAAGUCGGUGAUGGAAAGUCAGUUCAUACAAUUAGCCAUCUAAAACCCAUCACUUGCUUCACAGUCACCAAAGAUAACAAGUUUUGUAUCACAGGGUCAGAGGACGAGUCAUUAAAAGUUUGGGAAAUUGAAACAGGAAAAAUCACGCAGAUACUUGCGGGUCAUGAUGAUGGUGUCACGUGUGUAGCCGUAGCCGAUCAUAAUAGACAUGUAAUAUCUGGAUCUUUGGAUACAACAUUGAUUAUAUGGAAUAUGAUGACAGGAGAGGUGGACAGGGCACUAAAUGGCCACACAGAUGGAGUUACUGGUGUUAGAAUGACCACUGAUGGCAGUAUUGCUAUAUCAGGAUCCAAAGAUGGCACACUACGCGUGUGGUCUGUACAACGGGGUACAUUGAUAACGUCAUUUUAUAUGCACGUUGGCGUGGUGAACCUGGAGAUGUCAUUUGACGCCAGUCAUAUCAUAGUACAAUUGGCUGAUGGUGGACAUGCUCCAUUGUUGUGCCUUCAUAACAGUCCAGCAACAGAUGUAAAGUCACAAAGCCAAGUUGAUAUUAAUGUUAAUGAAGAUCCAUGGCCAGUGUUGCCAAUUAAACCCAAACCUCCGUUGGUACACAAGCAGUCUGUAGUCCUCCCACCAACUGGAAGUCGAAAAUCCACCGUCAUCCCGCCAGGAGAGGCUGGAAAAGCUAACGCAACUGCUACAACCGGCCAAACGUCGAAUAAGAAAGGUGCACUGAGCGGCACCAUUGGUACUUCAAAAGACAGCAAAGGAACACCAAAGAAAAACAAGAAGUCUGGAGUUUGCAUUAUACUCUAGGUUUUGUGGAUUUAUGUGGGAUUCGCAACAAAGACCAACACUUCACCAACAAAAGUGGAACUCUUAGCAAAUCAAAGUAUGAAUAUGUGGGAUUUUAAAUGUGCAAUUACACCACAACUUUAAAGUACAAAUAUUUUGACUGAAAAUGACCGAUGUAAAAGUGUUUAAAAGUUGUAUAGUUUUCGUCUUCUUUCCUCAUAUAUCACCCACCCAUUUGAUCACGUGUACAUAACAAAAUAUAUUAUUAUAUUUAACUGGGACAGGGCUUGCUACUGUAAUAGGUAUUUAUAUUUACUUCAGCCAAUCACAAUAGGGCUUGCUAUUGUAAUAGGUAUUUACACUCACUUCAACGAAUCACAAUAGGGCUUGCUACUGUAAUAGGUAUUUAUACUCACUUCAACAAAUCACAAAGGGCUUGCUACUGUAAUAGAUAUUUAUAUCAUGGAACUAUAAACCCCAGGAAGAACAACCACUUCGUUUCCUUUGAACUAUGAUAGUUGCCGCGAUGUCGAAUGUUUAUUUUGACUGUUUAUUUCGUCGCAUUAAAAAAUAAGCCAAUUUACGCAAAUGAACGUUUAUCUCCGACUAUCGGGCGACUUCGGGAGAUCACGUGAUCGAGUUGUUUCGGUUAUAGCAUAAAAAAACAAUGGCGCCAAGACAAAAACACUGAUAAAUGAGCGACAUUGAACAGGAAAAAAAAACACAUUGCCACUUCUGGCAAUCGAAG
Saccoglossus kowalevskii is the source of this 6044-nucleotide messenger RNA. Its product is annotated as NACHT domain- and WD repeat-containing protein 1-like. The record is from RefSeq and is a predicted model, not a curated record. Gene Ontology annotation, molecular function: protein binding. Lineage: Eukaryota; Metazoa; Hemichordata; Enteropneusta; Harrimaniidae.